This is a messenger RNA of Astrephomene gubernaculifera, 899 nucleotides long. The record is from the annotation of a GenBank genome assembly. Lineage: Eukaryota; Viridiplantae; Chlorophyta; Chlorophyceae; Chlamydomonadales; Astrephomenaceae.
UACAGGAUAUCUUUCCUCAUGGUAGUUAGACUUGAAUCCACCUUAGCCAUUACCGUACUCUAAAAUGUUGAAGGAGUCGUAUUAUACUUUACACCCAUGCUACCUCAGGAGCAACGCGAUAGACGCUGUAAACCGUCAAGCUUGCUUGCCGCUUGCCGCCUGAUGUGCGAGACCAGCGAAACCAGCUGGAGCAUUGGACAUUCUGCUUAUUCAGCAAAGGGUUUAUCAUUUCGGAAAUACAUUAAUGUAUACUAGUCAUUAUAAGAUGUAUUGGGAGGGAGAAGGAAAGUUAUAGAGCCCUCGUCGCGUUGCCAUUUAUCGCGCAAGGCGCGCCAUAGCAUUCAAUCCCAACCGGUGAUAGCUAAUUUGAUUGAACACGUAUUUAUAGACGGGAAUUUAUGCCAUCAAGAAGCAUAUGGCCGCCUCGGUGAGGGCAUCGACCCUGCUUGGCUGUCUACCAUUCGUCGUUGACACAUGGACCGAGCGGAGCAACGCAAGCGGCAAACCGCAUUUUCUAACGCAUUGCCACAAGGACCACACGGAGGGAAUCGAGAACUGCUCCGUCGAUGUCUACUGCACCCCCCUCACUCGCCGCCUGCUGCUGCUUCGUCAGCCUGAAGCCGCCCGCAGCAACCGCUUCCACCUGUUGCAAGCCAACACCAGUAUUGAAGUGACCCAUGGGUCAGUCACCUUCACCGUCACGGCCCUGGACGCCAACCACUGCCCUGGUUCCGUGAUGUUCCUCUUCCAGGGCUGCUUCGGCAACAUCCUGCACACCGGGGACUGCCGGUGAUGGGGAGGGAGGGAUUUCACCCAAUGUCCUACCCAUGAAUCUUUGACUUUCCUUGACCUAGCGAUGACCCAUACCCCCACCCGACCACAUGACAGGCAGGCUCCAC